AUGGUCGAUGGUGGUUUCUCAACUCCAACGGUGAUUACAGGUAAGAUGGUUGAUUAUGGUGAUUUUAAUGGUGUUCAAUGUGCGUUUCCCUCGACAGUGGGUGUAGGUUUAAGUAUGGAAUACCAUACAUGUGGAAGAGGUGGUGAUGAUGGUGAACCAUGUACAAUCCAUUCAGCAUGUUUUUCCAUCAAGAAUGGUAGUCGGCAGCAAUGGGGGGAGAUGUCGUCAUCUGGCGGUGAUAGUAGGGGAAAGUGGAGGUUGAAAAGAACCUCUCUUCUUGUUCCUUUCUCGAUCGAAGCCAAUAUCUCUCUUUUUCACUUUAUUAAUCUAGCAAACACAGGUAAGUGGAAGGGGUUAAUGAUUGUGGUUGAUGGUGAUAAACAGGUGGUGUACAGUGGUUCAAGUAGGAUGAAGGAAAGUGGUUGAUAAGGAGGAAUAACACGAUUCGAACUUGCACAUAAGCCAUUUCUUUAGCAAUAUCAAUAAUCAGUGUCUAGAGCUCGAUCAAUAAAGUUGGUCAGGCAAAAGGGGUUUUUUAGGGCCAAGAGUCUUUAGAAGGUUUGUUAAGAGCUUUCCUGAUACCGAUAAGAACCGAGCAGAAUCUAGCAACUGUGAUUGAUUGGAGCUUCUUUCUUGGUAGGGGUGACAAAGGUGGUGGUGAUGCUUUGUGAAGUUGAGG
Molecule: messenger RNA, 679 nt
Organism: Lactuca saligna
Lineage: Eukaryota; Viridiplantae; Streptophyta; Magnoliopsida; Asterales; Asteraceae
Source: the annotation of a GenBank genome assembly